AUGACCACAACACUGUGGGGGACAAAAAAUGGCGACCCCCUGCUGCGGUUAGGGCGUCUUUCUUCCCUCAAGUGUCUGCGGUCGGAGAGCUGCGGCGUCCUGGGGAGUCGCUCGGCCGCUUUGUUCUGCACUCAGGCCGACGCGCCCGCGAAGCCGGCCAAGAAGACGAAGGCUGCGAGCAAGACAGCAGAGGACAGAGCCGCCUUGCUAGCCUACAAGACCGCAGUUGCCUUCCCAGUUAAACUUUCAGAGUCGUUAGGUCCAACAGAACCGGCGGUUACCGAACCCGCUGCAGCCUCUGCAGAAACAGUCGUGGCUGCUGCAGCAGCUACAGUGCCCGACGCUACUGCCUUUGAAGCGGCUGAAGCCGAGGCUCCGGCUCCAGAUGUUGUUCCAGUUGUUGCAGACCCAGCUCCACCUGUAGCUGAUGCCGCUCCACCUGUAGCUGAUGCCGCUUUACCUGUAGUUGAUGCAGCUCUACCUGUAACAGAGGAAGUUCCACCAGCGGCUCCGGCUCCAGAUGUUGUUCCAGUUGUUGCAGACCCAGCUCCACCUGUAGCUGAUGCCGCUCCACCUGUAGUUGAUGCAGCUCUACCUGUAGUUGAUGCCGCUCCACCUGUAGUUGAUGCAGCUCUACCUGUAGUUGAUGCAGCUCUACCAGUAGCUGAUGCCGCUCCACCUGUAGCUGAUGCAGCUCUACCUGUAGCUGAUGCCGCUCCACCUGUAGUUGAUGCAGCUCCACCUGUAGCUGAUGCAGCUUCACCUGUAGCUGAUGCAGCUCCACCUGUAGCUGAUGCAGCUCUACCUGUAACAGAGGAAGUUCCACCAGCGGCUAAUGCAAGCAGUAAAACCUCGACACCAGACGACACUCUAGUUGCAGCCUCCACCUCAGACGAUGCAGUUCCAGCUGCCGCAGCCUCCGAGCCCGGUGAACCAGCAGCUGAUGGAUCGUCCUCCUCCUCGUCCAGUGACUCGGACUCGGACUCUGACUCGGACUCUGACUCUGAGGACGAGAAACCAGAAGUGAAGACCCCGGCACCAGAGGUGAAAGAAGUCAUCCAGGAGGUCGCAUCAGAAGGCGCACAUGAAGCCAAGAAGGAGCCAGAACCUGAAGCUACCCUCGCCUCUGCUGCCGAGGCCGUGCAGGAGGCACCCAGCGUUAGCUCUGAGGAGUUGGUAGACUCCGCUCCUGAGAUCUGCACUGCCACUGAAGACACUCCGGAGGGCGUGGCGAGCAGCCCAGAAGAUUCGGCUGAAGCUGUCGUGGAUCCCGCUCCAGAAAUAAUAGAAGACGUUGCAUCUCCUGCUGCCGCCAAAGAAGCCACAACUUCAGAAAAAGCUCUUGACGCUCCUAUAGAGACCACAGAGGCUGCACCUGCAGAAGCUACCGAAGAUGUCCCUGUAGAAGCUAGCGAAGCUGCACCUGCGGAAGCCGCAGCAGAGCCUGUAGAGGCUGAAGCCGCCUCCAUAGAAGCUCCUGAAGCUACACUUGUAGAAGCUGCUGCAGAGCCUGCAGUAGAAGCCGAAGCUGCCCCUGUUGAAGCUACUGAAGCCCCUGUAGAAGUUGCCGCUGAGCCUGUAGUAGAAGCUGAAGCCGCCCCAGCUGAAGCGGCUGUAGAGGCUGUAGAGGCUGUAGGGGCUGCACCUGAAGCGGCUGUAGAGGCUGCACCUGAAGCGGCUGUAGAGGCUGCACCUGAAGCGGCUGUAGAGGCUGCAGCGGUGGAGAGCGCCGAGGAGCUGGUGGAUCCUGCUCCGGUCAUAGCUGAGGCUGCCGGGGAGGAGCUGCAGGCGGAGGCUCCAGUUGAAGCAUCUGAGGAGGCUGCACCGGCGGCACCACCUCCAGAGCCCGAGGAGCCGUUUGAUAACAGCACUUAUAAAAACUACCAGCACCACGGCUACAACACCUUCACCUUCGCAGACAUGGAAGUGGAGAUGUCCAAGUUUCGUCUCCCUCAGCCGUCCUCGAUCAAACCCUAAAAGAGCUUUACGAUGGCGUGGUCGCCCCCCUCCACCCUUCCUACACCUGUCAUGUCUGCAUGAAUCUCUGCUGUUAAACGUUAUUAAAGUCCAGAUAUGAGAA
Messenger RNA from Larimichthys crocea (large yellow croaker), 2080 nucleotides. It is a transcript of the gene ndufv3, whose product is annotated as NADH:ubiquinone oxidoreductase subunit V3. Gene Ontology annotation, biological process: mitochondrial ATP synthesis coupled electron transport. Gene Ontology annotation, cellular component: respiratory chain complex I; mitochondrion. The record is from RefSeq and is a predicted model, not a curated record. The coding region runs from base 1 to 1977 and encodes 658 amino acids. NCBI's taxonomy places the organism in Eukaryota, Metazoa, Chordata, Actinopteri, Sciaenidae. The transcript is spliced from 5 exons.